AUGUAUACUCUACUACAAUACAUACGCUACCCUCCCAACAACACUCCCCCUCCACCCAUCCCAACACUGCAAACUUCCGCUCUUGACCCAACAACCUCGUCCCCACUUUUCCCCCGCCAAGCAUGCCGUGCAGCGCUGAAGCGAGUCGCUCGAGGCGAAGAUGCAGAUUGUGUAGCCUCGCCUCGUCUCGCCCGUGCGUGCGUGCGCGCGUACCGUCUUGAAGAUGACGCCAUCCAAGCCCGUCCUGAAGAACCAUCAAACUCAGCUCAACACUUCCCCUCCCCCUCCCCCACCAUCACCAUCACCAUCACCAUCACCAUCCAUCCAACCAACCUAACAAAACCACCCAUCAAACCACCCCUCCCCUCCCAAAACCCCUCAAUGCACCUCACUCUCCUCCCAACCGCCAAAACCCCCACCGUCAACCUCCCAACACGCCAUGCACGAUUCGGUCUGCUUGGUCUGCUUGGUCUGCAUCUAUCUGCCACCAUAGUAGGCAGCUAUGCCACCCCAUCCUCGCCCAACAACGCCCUCGAGCAACGGUGCUGGGGAAAUCGUGCACAGCUAGACGCCAAAAGAGCUUCUUCUGCGGACCGCUGA
Messenger RNA from Plenodomus lingam JN3, 600 nucleotides. Lineage: Eukaryota; Fungi; Ascomycota; Dothideomycetes; Pleosporales; Leptosphaeriaceae. The record is from RefSeq and is a predicted model, not a curated record.